UAGAUAAUUAGUAGAUUUUAUAUUCACUGUGCAUAGUUCAGACGAUCUAUAAGCGGAUCGUUUAUAGAAAUUAUAAAAGAGGAUUUCGUACUAAAUUAUACGUUUAUUGUAGCUGUUGGUAGCAGUUAAAGCAAUUAUGUACAUGGCUGACGAAGACGGUACUUCUGUAAAAGAUGAUAAUAGUGAGUUGUUUUCUGUAAUAAAUGAAACCUCGUCAUCCAAGUGGGGAUCCAUUAUAUCGACUGUUGGUGACCAGUUACCACUAAUUGAUUCAGAUUCAGAGACAAGCUCCCUCACAGAUGAUGAAUUUGAACCAAAAGUUUUUACAAGAAAAUUUAAAUCAAGUGGAGCUGGAACUUCCAUAAAUUUUAAUAAAACACAAAAUAUGUUGGAAUCUAAUACAAAGUUUUUCCAUGAAAGAGCAGACGCUGAGGAUUUAAACUUUCUUGAAUUUGAAGAAGAAAUUAAUUUGGAUUCCACUGAUGCGGAACAACAAGAAUCUGUUUUAUCAUUAAAUGUGAUAACUAAUGUUGAUUUGGAUGAAAUACUUGAUGGUUUUCAAACAAAUAAACAAACUACAGACUUAUCAAGUUUACUUGUAUCAGAUGCCACCCCAGCAACCGGGGUUUCCCCCAUGUUGAUGAACCAACUUGUAAACCUUAGUUCCCUACAAGCGGGUAAAAGUCGGGGUUGUGGGACAGAUGAUGAUACUACUGUACAUGUGUCCACACAAGUAGCAAAACCAAGCACAUCUUCAUGCGGUGUGUCAGCGGAUUUACCUCUUACUCAAAUAGAACUUUCAUCAAGCAGCAGAACAACAAUUUAUAUCGAUCUUCGCCAUGAAGAAACUAACCAGUCGAUUCUAGAUUGUAAUCAGCCACAUCCUAAAGACGAAAACAUUUUACCUCAAACCAAAUUGUCAGAGGAAGUACCAGAACAAGCAUGCCCAAGGUUGGCGUGGGAAGACUCAGACACAGAAGAUGAUGAUGAUGAUUUUGAAAACUGGAGGAAAAUGAGAAAGCAAUUUAAAAAGUCAGUGACAAAAAGUUCUUCCCAUGCCAGCAAUGCAUCAGAUGCCCCUGUAAGGAAUGAAAAAACAUUAGAAAAUAUAAAACAGAUAGUUAAAUUGGAUUCAGGAAACAAACCUGCGAAACACAAACUUUUAAACGGGAAUGAUGUUUCUAUGAAUCACUCUGCGGAUAUUUUCGAGGAAGGAAAAAAAUUUGAAGAUUCUUGGACGAAAAUUGACGAUAUUUUGAAUAACCCUUUUAUUGAAGAUAAAACCACUAAGUUACGAAAAUUAGCUGCGGCAAAAGUACGCGCUGUUCGUGAGAAGAAGUUUCAUGAAGAAAAGUUAGUGAAUGGAAAUCACGAUUCACAUGAUGAUACUAGACUUAUGAAUGGUGAUGAUGCGUCACAUGAUUUGAAAGGAAUUUACGAACGACAGCGGCUUAAGCAUGAACAAGAUGAGUCAGCGAAAACACCAAUUGUUGACAUUGCGAUUCCUAACUCUGUGGUUCGUAAGAAAAGUAGCGGGAAAACAACGGUGCUGUUUGCUGAGGAACCAAAGAAAAAUAUCCGUGAUGAAAUGAACGUUUACCGCGAGAAAAAUAUCGCGUCUGCUAAAACUGAGACAAAAACAAAACGAACAACAUCCGGCAUUCAAACUGAUGAAACUUGUUUUGCAAGUGUGGAAAGCAUCAAGAGAGCAACCGAAGAAAAACUUCUUUCUUUGUCAACAAAAGAUUUGAAACUCGCAGCAAAAAAUGUUGUUGACGAAAAACUAAACCACGUGACACAACCAGAUGGAAAAACACAGAAGAGUUGGAAUCAUUCAACUCGUGAUAAUUUUUCUAUUGUACAAAAUCAACGAAAACAGCCACCUUCUGCAACUCCUGCUUCACCUUCCAACAAACCAUCAGCAACCACAAACACAGUAACAUGGGGGGAAAGGUUGAAGGUUCAAACCUCACUGGAGAAAGCUUUCAGAAAUGAAAUUGAUGAAAAUGAAAUGAAGAAAUUUCCUCUUUUAUACGACAGGGACAUGACAUUUCAAGAUGAACUACCCACUAUACCACCCAGCAUAAACUCCAAGGAAGUCAACAAGUUUGUGUUGCUUACUUUCCAAAUGUCGAGCCCUGGUUGUCUUGUAAUGCAUCGAGCUUCUGGUGGAAACAGAUUUAUAUCAAUUGACCAACCACACAGUUUGUCAAUAACUCACUCACUCAUCUUGUCAUGGCUGUUUGCACUGAUACCAGACAACUUGGACAAACCAUACGACCCACCACGAGAAGAUGUGUUUACUAUUGAACCUGAUCCAGAGGAAUAUGAUCCAAUUUUAUCAGAGUCUAAUGAAGAAGCCUCCCCACCAAACCUAGUUGAGGUUCCUUUCAAUGUUGUUUCCUUACACCAAGUAUGGCAGGAGGAAUCGCAAACCAUCGCCACACAUGCAGUUGUUAUUCCAAACUUCUUUUAUAAACCAGAUAGUAGAAGGAAAAAGCCAAAGAAAGAGAAUGCCUUCCUACAAGUGGUUUGGCAUUUCUUACAAUCGAAUCGAGUACAAGAGGUUUGUCCAUGGCACACACGACCAGAGUCACCAUUAUUAUACACAUUACAAGAAACUCAUUUAUCUUGUGCUACCAAACCCAUGUCAACUUAUAUCACUGCUUCAAAUGAACCGCAGUUGAUACAAAAAGCUCUGAAUAGAAAACCUGGAUUCUUUUGGAAGUUGAUUAAACCUGAUGAACAAAAUAACCUGGGACCAACUUGUGAUAAGGAUAUACCUUUAGAAAGCACAUUUUGUCUUUUACAACGUGAAGCUCUGACCUACCCUGUGUGUAUAAUGGAUCUCAUGAUCAGGUUGCAAUUAUCGUGCCUCGACCUUGUUGGUGUGAGGCUUGUGUAUGUAAAGAAAGAGUUUAUUCAACAAAGUACAUUGUCUCACCGUAGUUGUGGAGAUUCAAAUGAAAUAGUUCCUGCUGUUGCCAUGGCAAUACGUGGCAAGUCAGCCAUAAAAAAGAUGAUUGACAUCAUUGGUCCGCGAGACCCUGUGUUGGCAAGACUAACAGACCAAGGUUCAAUGAAUGCAAUAUAUGGUGAACAAUUAUCAAAGAGAAGAGGGGAUAUAGAUGUCCCAACUGAAAUGUAUGUUUUCCACUGCCCACGUGGUAAGGAACGGGUACAACAACAACUUGUUGUUUGGUUUGGUGGAAGGUUGAACGCACAAGAUCCUUUUAUUAAUUCAACACCAACUAUCAACCAUGAACAACAGUUUACCUUCGCAAAACAAAGCAAUGGGAAGUCGAACGGGAAAAAUAAAGGAAAGAGCCGAAGUAAUUCAACAUCCAGUCCGAUAAGAAAUAUAUCAACAAGUUGUCCAACCCACCCCUCACAUAGUUACUUAGUGACGAGCUUACCCACAAAGAUAUGCGUCAUCGUAUCGGCACGAUUCCCUCCUCAGUUCCUUGGAGAUGUUAUAAGCAUCGCAACUGAACAGGGUUACUGGUUAGAAGGAUUGAAACGAAUUCCGUUGAAUGAAAAAAAGACGUCGUCACUUUCAAUACAAACAAGGUAUUUACAUUACUUCAACCCACCACCAAACCCUGACCUUACAUUAGAUGAAGAAUAUUAUGAACUUGACAGUUGGUGGUUACGUCCUGUCAGUGUCUUCAUGUUUGCAAGAGAGAAUGCAGGGGCUCAUCUGGCUGGGUUAAUAUGCAGUAUGCAGUCAGAGUUGAUGUACCGAAUGGUUCCACCCAAUGAAGACGGCCACCUACGUAAUGCAACUUCACAAUGCUUUCACGCAUGUGUGUGUACUGAUACCGUGCUACAUGCUCUUGGUAACAUGGCCAAGACACCAGAGCUUGAGCUAAGCACUGGCAACUCCCCACGUGUAUUUUACUCCAACCCUGAACUAGAGGAAGUUGUUGUAUUGUCUUUGGUGGGAAGACCAAUCAUGAAACAAUCUGGUUGCAUUUUACAAAGACUAUUACAUGGCGAAUUUUAUCUUGGCGGUGAAACUGCUGAGUCAGCAUAUUUUGAACGGUCGGAUGAAUGUGAAAUCCUAAAUGAAUUUCAUGGAUUUGAAAUUCUUGGAAUUAAAUUCAUUCCUUCACUUUCUUCACAACAUUCCAAGGAAUUGUCACCAUUUGAAGUCGGAACAAAGUUUUGGGGUGAAACUAUAAGAAAGAUCCAACAUUCGCCUGCAUUAGUUUGUGUAUUAAGGAGAGUGAACGCUUUUAAAGUGUUGCGUGAAGUAUUACAGAAUACUAUCGACAAACCAAGUAAAGAAAACAUUCAUGAUACGAGCAAACUCAUGUCUUCAACUACUGAGAUUGCUUAUCGACAGAUAAAAACGUUUUUCUCGGACAAAGAAUUAUUUUCGGACAACCGAUGUCGCCCGUUGCUUAAGUACCUCCCUCCCCCAACGAGGAUUGCGCAAUACCUCAUCGCAAACUGCAUUCGUAGUGAUGGGGAGGAGGGGGGUGGUGAUGUCACUAAUCCUGUGGUGGGACAAAACGGAUCAAGCAAGUCUUCAAAGAAGAAGAAGAAAAAUGGAAAAUCAAAGGACAACGCUUCAAUGUCUUUCCCGGCAGAAGAAUCAAUUAUUGAUUCCAUGUUAGCAUGGCCACAACCCCUCACCACUAUACUUAUCAUUAAACCAGAUGCUUUUCCAAGACAUUUAAUCAAAAUAUUUCGUCGAAUUCACCACGAAGGGUUCAACGUGGUUGCUGCUAAAAUGACGCUCAUGUCUGAGGACCAGGCUUUACAAAUCGUUCCUAGAAAAUUUGAAAAGAUGCCUGGCGAACGCAAUGUUUUCAUCAGUAACAUGAUAUCUUCCCCCACACUAGUGUUGUGUUUAUCUCGUCAUAACGCAGUUCGUAAACUUCUUGAUAUCGCUGGUCCCCAAGACCCCCUACAGGCUCGGAAGGUUGGUCACAUGGUGGGGCACUCAACAAAGACUUUAAGAGCUGAACUCGGAAUUGAUGAAUUUUCCAACGCAGUCCAUGUAUCUGAGACAUACAUAUCAGCUUGUGAGGAACAGAAGUUAUUCUUCCAUGAGGGUUUGUGCUGCAACGAAACUGUUGAGUUGAAAAUGGAACAAGUCCCCACUCCAGCUGAGGACUACAUUAUGUGUUGUGAUAAAAUGCUGGGAAGAGAAAUCAAAUUAGAAAAAGAAAGUCGUGGACUUAGUGGGAUGGAAUUGCAACCGAUAUGUGUUGUGCUUACUUCGAAGCUGGUGUUGCCACAUAACACUAAGCAACACAGGGCAGGGGAAGUGUGCACACCAUCAUAUGUUGAUGUGCUGGAAAAGUUGAUCACAGAAGGAUAUGAAUUGAGUUGUUUACGAAUGUCGUGGCUUCGCGACAAACAAGCACAAGUUGUUUGCGAUAAAAUGACCGGGAAGUUCGCAACUAACAAGCAAGAGAUUAUUGAAUAUUUAACAAGUGGUCCAAACAUUGUAAUGUUGCUACAGAGAGAGAACGGACUUUUAUUAUUUGAUUCAAUCAUUGGAGGUGUGACUCGUCAAAAGAAGGAUUUUGAUGAGUCAUGUUACAUUCUGCGCACGCAAACAAUAUCACAAACCCACGACAUUUGCAAAUAUCUUUUCCACCGAGUUGAAAACCCCAGAUCUGUUGUUCAAAUUGUCCACAAACGUGCAACUGAAUGGAGAAAUUGACAAUUCUUAUCUAAGUUCUAUAUACAUCCUACUUGCUUCGAUGUUGGGGUAAUAUGCGGCAUUUUAACCAACAUUUGGUUCCGAACAGGUUUUCCUUAACUUUAAACGUCACACUUUUUAAUUUUCACUCAACACAUGC
Molecule: messenger RNA, 5819 nt
Organism: Ciona intestinalis (vase tunicate)
Lineage: Eukaryota; Metazoa; Chordata; Ascidiacea; Phlebobranchia; Cionidae
Source: RefSeq, a predicted model, not a curated record